Molecule: messenger RNA, 2448 nt
Organism: Cryptotermes secundus
Lineage: Eukaryota; Metazoa; Arthropoda; Insecta; Blattodea; Kalotermitidae
Product: TIP41-like protein
Exons: 5
Coding region: 255-1124 (289 amino acids)
Biological process (GO): TOR signaling
Cellular component (GO): cytosol
Source: RefSeq, a predicted model, not a curated record
GAGCCAUCCGAGCACAGGUUACGAGUGUGGAUCGGUGUCUUCGGUAUGGUUCGUAUCGGUUCGUAUGAAUUGCGGAUGGGUUGUUGUCGCUUAAUUAUGUGAUUGUGUGUUACGAAGGAGGUGUAGUUUUGUGAGAUUGGUGCGCGUAUGUAAUUAACUUCGUAAUAAAAUAAGUUACGUAACCGGAGUGAUAUUUUACUGAUUGGAAACAUAGAGAGCCUUAAGAUGUAUGACUUAAUUUUGAAUGUUCUUUAAUGUCAAAUAAGGUAAUGGAUUCUCAGGAGAACAGUGAUCUUCUGCGACUCCCAGUGAACUCUGAAGAGCACUCAUUUAAUUCAUGGCAAGUGAAAUAUAAACGCAGCCACAUCUUACACUCAAAGUGUUCAAAUGAAGCACUCUGUAGAGAUGAAGCUUCAGAAAGUUGUUUGUACUGUCUGUACAAUCGGAUUCUUCAGCUGCCGCACGUGCCUGAUAUGGUCUUCCCCAAUAAUUCAUUAGAACUGAAACACAUUAGUGGCUGCACAAUUGAAUUUAAUGCUCUGGAUGCGCUGAAACAUGUUAGUAAUGGAAAAUUGCCUCUAAAGAUUGCAUGUGCAGAUGCUUGGAAGGAAUCACGAAUGGAGUCAGGUCAUAUGGAUGAGGUGAAACCAUUUGAUUGGACAUUUACAACAGAUUAUUCAGGUACUAUCACUGGAAACUUUGCCAUAACACCAACAGACACCAGGAUAGAUCUGGACAAACUGCGUCGAAGAGAUAAGAUCCUGUUCUACCAUGAUCUGUCACUGUUUGAAGACGAGCUGCAUGAUAACGGUACAGCUGUGUGCUCUGUUAAGAUUCGGGUAAUGCCAAAUAGUUUCUUCAUUCUGCUAAGGUACUUCCUCCGAAUUGACGGUGUGAUGCUAAGAAUGAACGAUACUCGAUAUUAUCAUGAAUUUGACACAGACUUCAUUCUACGAGAAUACACUUCCAAAGAAGCAAAGGCACAAGAUCUGAAUGUUCCACCAUCAAGACUGGUUGAUCCAAAUGAAGUUGCACAGAUCCUCCCACUUAUCACUUCAUGUUACGAGAAGCUGACGCUACCAAGUACCAAGGUGGAGACAGAGGAUGCAACUGCUGUACUAUGAAUGUGCUUUGUGAACAGUCUUGUAAAGAAAAUGUUGGGAAAUUCUUGUUUUGAAUGCAAAAAGUAUUAAACAUUUACAUCCCUUGUGAUAAUCCUUUGACUGUCGAGUCCCUGCCAUAGAACUACCUGCUAUAAUUGCUUUUGUUGCUUGGGGUUAAAUGCAGUUACACAGAAAACCCACAGUACUUCUCACAUAAUGAUCCAUGGAUAUGAAGUAAAUAAAAAUAAAUAAAUACAUGACCUUCAUAUUACUGGAGGUAUUGGUUAUGUGAAAGCCUGUUCUUUCCUCUCUUAUGUCAGAUGUGAUACCAAGUACAAGUGUACAAGUGUUGUACUAACUGAUUAACACUGAGCCAGUCUGUUUGGCUAUGGGGUGUUUAAGUACUUUGAGUCAAAUCUGGAUGGUAUGUGGAAUACAAAGAGAUCAGAUGAAAUUGUUGGGUCUGAGGUGGGAGGAAAGUAAAGCUAACCCACUCACUUCCACAUGUUGCCAAGGUUAGACUGGAUGGAACUAUAUCUUUACUCCAUGUGUCUUCAUAGUGUGGUGCUUAAUUAAGAACAAGGAGAACAUCACCUUAUCUUGAAUGAAAGUAUAUGAUAUGGAAGCAAGUAAAAGAAUGCCAUAUACAAGAGAACUGUCUUCAGUCCCUUGAUUGUAAUUGUAAUUCAUGCAGGAAAGUCUACUUUGUAAUAAAGUUAAGGCCCCAGUGAGUGCAGUGUAGUUUAAAUUUGUCUCUCUUAUAAUUGUGGAAGAGGAAAUGUAUAGUCUAGCAGAACCUAUAAAUUAGCUGUACAAGUUACACUCUGGACAGACAUGGGAAGUAUCCCAAUACAGGUUCUUGCAGGCAAUUGGUAUUCUUCACUAGUGACUCCUUUGGGCAUAAAGGUUUUACACUAAGCAGGAGAUUCAUAUCCCAUUCUGGUUUGAAACAUUCACAUUAUUUUUGUGGGUUACUUUAUGCUUCCAGCAUCUAGACUACUGUAAUUGUACAUCUUUUUUCCGCCCAACUAAUUAUAAAUACUGGAUAACUGGGAUCAGCCAGAUGCAAAUAGUUACCUGGCCAUUGGAAUUUGGCCUCUGUGUUCCAAGCCAAAAGAAUGAUAGACCCAAAUGUAACAGUGCUUAGGAAAGAACGUAGAUAACAGGUUGGUCCGGCUAGCGGGGCAGUUGAGCCAUAGCUGCUGCAAAGUGACAUUGGAUUCCAUGGCCAAAAAAAUGCAAAAUUAAUGUGUCCAAGUGUGAGAACCCACUUAUUUGUACCUGUGUUAUAUGUGAUUGUGAAGGGGAUAUGGAGAUGUGUUAAAUAAAGUGUCUAUAAAAGUGA